AAAUUUUAUUAUGUCCGCUGAUAACAAUUUGUGAUGGUGUCAAAAUACACAAACGAAAUUGGUAAUGUAUCGAAAAUGACUUGUAUUGCCAUAUGGUACUUGAAAACCAUUAUUUUGAGAAAUAAUUUACUGAAUUCUUGACCGGGAUAAUAAAUAAAAUGAGUUGAAAUGAAGAAGAGAUUCAGCUCCGCAGAUAUUAAUCAAAAACAUGGCAAUGAGCUAUCAAAAAAGUUAUAUAGAACUAUAACUGACCAAACCAAACGUUUGGAUGAUGCUAGAAGCUGUGCCAGAAGUAUAUGUGAUUUAUUCACACCAAAUCUAUUAAUCCAACGACGCAAAUUAUGUGAAUAUUGUGAACGUUUGAUAUUUUCUGAUCCAGCCCUAUAUGGUCGCAAAGGUGAAGAACUCCUUUGGCGUAAAGUUUUCUAUGAUACAGUUUCAGCUUCAAAGAAACUUAAGAAAAAUGUUUAUACACAGGAAGAGAUAUCCAACCUCGAGAAUCAUAUUUAUGCUGGCAUUGGGUUUUAUCAUCAAUUUAUUUCAAAACUUCAGACAAAUUACAAUUUAAGCCUCCCAAAUAUAAUUGAUUUCCCAAUUUGUGAGAAUGAUACCAUUCAAAAUGGAGAACUGAAAGAAUAUCAUCAAGAUUGGGCUGAAUUAGCAGUACAUCAGUGCUUGAUAUACUUAGGGGAUUUAAACAGAUACAAGCUGGAGAUUGCACCAAACACUGGUACCUCCUCACCAAUUCGCUUUUAUAUGCAAGCCAUAUCUUAUAAACCCGACUAUGGAAUGCCACAUAAUCAAAUGGGUACUCUUGCUUUGAGUCAAGAAAAUCAUUUAGACGCUGUUUAUCAUUAUAUGAGAUGUAUAGCUUGCAAAUAUUCCUUCGAUGGAACAUCGAAUAAUCUAAUUGCUUUAUUUGAGAAGAAUUCUCAUUACCUUGAGCAAUUGCCACAACAGAAUGAUAUUGCAGAUUGCAUAGUUUUGCUCCCAAAAAGUGAACAUGUGAAAAGAUUCAUUGCAAGAUUCCUCCUACUUAUUGACAUUUGGUAUUUCAAUAAGAACAUACCAAAAGUAUUCAAUCUUUGUCACUUGACUUUCAAGGAUUUAGAUGACUGCUUGUUAUACUCAAAACCAAGCAGUGAAAGUGGUGAAACACCUACAGAUGUAGAUUCCUCUGAGUCUGAAUAUGUGAACUCCCCCUCAUAUUUGAACAGCCAUGUUCUCUUCAAAGUGACUGUUAUCUGUCUAUUAUGUAUAUCUAAAUUGCAAUCUAGCAGUCCACAGCAAGUUUCAACUGUAACUGCUUUUACUUUGGCAGUUUACUCACAACUAAUCCAGAAAAUAACCAACCACAUUCAGGUAAGCGUUCUCAACUAUCCUUUAGCAGAAGUUGAUGUCUGUAAGAAGAAUAAGAAGAAACACUCUGGCAAGAAGCUGAGGAGACGCAGGAAGCUAAAAAAAGACCCCAGUGAAGAAUCUGAUUCUAGUGAUGAUGAUAUAUCCAUUUGUUCUUCGGACGGAUCCUUUAUUUCCGAUAAUGAAGAUAUUCUAGCCGAAUCCUCGGAAGAUGAGAUAGAAGUAACGGUACAGCCUAGUAGUGAUGUUCCCGACGAACACAAAGAACCUCCAGUCGAGACCGACAAGGCCCUUAUAGAUUCCAAACAAAAGGAGGAAGUAUCGAAAAAGGUACGGAAAAUGGAUGUGAACGAUAUGAUCGAGAUCAUUUCUGAAGAAGACUCACUGCAAAGCAUAAAAAUCUUGAAUGAUUGGUUGAUGAUCGAUUCGACUAUACUUAAGUCCUGCUGCACCAAUACACGAUCCCUGAUUCGGCAGAUCACUUUUCUGUUGAAUUUGGUGAACAUAGAUAUCACGGAAAAACAUUGUUCCACCAUAGGUGUAGACUUUAAUAAGGUGAAUGAAGAAGUUCCGCUACUUGAAGAUGUUAUCUUGAAAGGCUGGGACUUCUUUUCGGAUUCCCAGAGAAAACUCGAUUGGAGAAGACUGUCGAAAAAAGCUCUCACGGUAAAAGAAGAAGCAAUAGUUCGAAUCAUCAAAUUGAAAGCCUUUGGAAAGUACCUGAUGUCCAUUCCGGAAGCUGGCAUUACUUUUGACGCCAAAGAAAAAAUAUAUGUCUGUAAGACGGAUGAAAAAGAAAAACACACAGGUGAAGAAAUGAAUCCUAGAGAUUUUACGGAGAAUGCCGAAUCACCACCAUUGAUCAACGGAAAGAUAAGGGAAGAAUCUUCUCCUUCUCCGAACAACUCGAGAGGAGGCCAGCUGAUCAAGAUGAAACACAUGGGUCAGCUCUGGCUAGCUUCCGAGGUCAGUGCAUUGGAAAACAGAGUAAGGGGAAAGACGUCAUUGUCUCCUUAUUUGGUCAUAGACGCAGACGCCCUCACCAAGUACACAUUCAUGGUGAAAUAUUUGGUACAGUCAAGAAAAUUCAUUGUGCUUGUUCCAACAGCAGUUGUGUCGGCACUGGACGACCUGAAAAGGGAAAAACCAGAAGCUAGAGACGCAAUCCGUUGGCUCGAGACCCAAUUCCAGCGUGGAAAUCGCUUCUUCAGAUCCCAGCGGCCUCAGGAGAAGGCCUCGAUUCCCUUCAUCAAGUACCCGAAGAAGAAAGACAAGGAGAUGUUCAACUAUAUCCAGAUUAUCGAGUGUUGUUACUAUCUUUCCGAACAGCAGAAGGGAGCGAUGAACGUUGUCACAUUGUUGAUUGGAAACCAAAAUCUCUUGGCUAACGGCGAAAAUAGGGAAUUCAGUUAUGUGGGUCUUGCUAGAACGGCUGGAGUGACCAUCGAGUCGAUCACCCAAUUCUUCACCAAAUGGAAGAAGACAAGCAGGGAUAAUAGGUGAAGUUCGGCAGCUGAAUUCGGAAUUUGGUUAAUUUCUAACAGGUCCAAGAGAUUUGCUGUGACCAGCUAGCUGUAACGAGAGCCACGUUUUAAAAGUGAAUUAUUGUUUUAAUAUGGAAUAUUAAUAUUAAUAUCGAUAUUAUUUCACAGAAAGUGUGAUAAUUCUGAUAAUGUUUUCGGGGCGACUUUCUUUUAUGUAUUUUAGUUAUGUUGAGAAGUAAUAAACUCUUUCAGUUUUUUUUUUCA
Molecule: messenger RNA, 3107 nt
Organism: Harmonia axyridis
Lineage: Eukaryota; Metazoa; Arthropoda; Insecta; Coleoptera; Coccinellidae
Gene: Smg5
Product: protein SMG5
Exons: 4
Coding region: 169-2862 (897 amino acids)
Biological process (GO): nuclear-transcribed mRNA catabolic process, nonsense-mediated decay
Cellular component (GO): telomerase holoenzyme complex
Molecular function (GO): telomeric repeat DNA binding; telomerase RNA binding; protein binding
Source: RefSeq, a predicted model, not a curated record